AUGGCCUCCGAUGAGGAUUUCAGCUUGAUGGAACCCAGUAGACUGGCAGCUUCACAACCGCGGGCCCUAUUGGUCCAGGGUGCACAAGGGAUCACUUUGCACCUGGAUGGCAGCGCGGCGGUGGCGGCUGGCGUCCAUCGGGGCGGGGUAAUGCCGCCGCUUGAGCUCCAGUGCAGCCACUCGCCGACGUCGUACGGUGCCGCGGCGGCGGCGGCGACGACGCCAUCGCCGCUUGUUUUGCAGCUCCAGCAUUCUGCCGCCGCCGCCGGCGGCAGCGGCAGUGGUGACGGACCCUCUCGACCUUCUGGAGUUCUGAUGCAGCAAAUCCUUCAUAUUCAGCAGCAACAGCAGAGGCAGCAACAACAACAACAGCACUACAUGGGGCCCAGCAUGAGCAGCGGCAGCGGUGGGCAGGCCACGUUGGUUGCGAGCCAAUCCCAGCAACAGUACCAGCUACAAACGUCGCCAGGCGCCGGCGCUAGGGGUACUGUCGCUGCAGCGGCAGCGUCGCCGCCACAGCCGGCGGCCGCCGCGAGUGCGGGCGGCGGCGGCGCAGGCGUCGCUGGCGAGGACGACGACGACGCUACAACACGGUCGUUGGUGCUCACUGCCGUACAGCUGACGUCGACGCUGCCCGAGUACCAACUGGGUCCGGCGGCGGAGCAGCUCAGGAGCCUGCCGGCGUUUUUCGAUCGGCUGGAGCUCCUGGCGGCGAGGCCGGGGGGGGCGGCGGCGGGGGAGGACGGCUCCGGCGCAGCCGCGGCGGCGGCGGCGGCCAUGCACCAUGCCGACAUCCUGCAAAGAUCAAUAAGGUCUCUGCGGGAUGUGCAGCUAGCGCAGAACCUUGGGGCGCUGGCGGCCAUGGCGCCAGACCAGUUGCGGGAGCUGUUGCGGGUGCAGAACGUCGACGUGCGGGAGGUCAUAGCGAAGCUCACCGCUCACAUCGAUCCGGAAAAGGCCAAGCAGCAAUUUGGCGGGAACUACUGGUACGGAAGCCGCCAGUCGUACAAUCAAUAUGUUCGCGGAUGCGCGGAGGCGGCUAUUCGGGAGCACCAAUUGUUUGUGCGCCAGAAGCAGCAGCAACAGCAGCUAAAGCCGUCUUCGUCAUCCAUGGCAGCAGCGGCUGCAGCAGCAGCAGCACACUGUUCUGGCCGGUUUAACGACGCCGAAAUGGCCAACGUGGAUGGCAUCGGUGGCGGCGGCGGCGGCGGCGGCAGGAUUGCUGAGGUGUACGUCAAGCCAACGUCAUCGGCAGCGGACUCGCACAGGGCUUCAGACGGCGGCGGCUGCGCCGCCGCCGCUGCCUCCAAUGGCGGCCCGGCUGCUGGUAUGGAUGCCGCCGGCAGCGGUGGCGGCACGGUGGCGGCGGCUCUUCCGGCGGCGACCCCAAACGCUGCCACUGCUGCGGCAGCCGCUGCGGCGCUGCUGCUACAGCAGCAGUUGCGUGCGGCAGGAUUUGAUCCGGCGACGGCAGCCGCACUGGCUGUUCGAGCUGCCGCCGCGUCUGGGGCCGGGCCGGGGCCAGGUUCAGCGGCGGCGCAGGCGCUCCUAGCGCAAGGUGCUCAGCUACUGGCCGGGGCGGGUACGGGCGGGGCGACGGCAGCGGCAGCGUUGGCGGCAGCUGGAUUUCCGCUUGGAGCUGGUGGUACCGUACUGCUUGACCCUAGUGCGACCGCCGCCGCUGCGGCAGCAGCAACCGCGUCGCAGCACGGCGGCGGCGCCGCUCAGGCGACGGGGCGCGGGCGUGGCCGCGGGCGAGGACGGGGUCGCGGCGGCGGCGCCGCUGCUGCUGCUCCUGCGGCUGCUGCUGCUGCUGCUGCUGCUUCACCUUCACCUCCUGUGGGUGGCGCGGCUGGCGGCAGCGGCGGCUGGACAGCUCCGGAACCUAGGAAUACUCAGUACCAGAGCCCGAGACCCAUAUCAUUAAAUUUCGCUAGGAACCCAUUCGACCCCUACAAGUCAAGUUUGAAGUACACUGAGCUGAACGCCGACAGCGUUUCGGGCGCCAUUGGUGGUGCGGGCGCCCCCCCCGACCCCCGAUUCGAGCAGCUACCGCUGCGGCGGCAGGAGCCCUUCCUGCGCAACAACUCGCUGUGCAGCGUGUGUCACAAGACGUACCAUGAGGAGCUCUCCCCCCUGUGCCUCUGCGACUACUGCCCCAGGGCCUACCACCUGACGUGUCUGGAGAUGGAGUACGAGGAGCUACGGUUGCUGGACUGGGCUUGCCCGAGAUGUGCCGAGCGAUUAGAGCUUUCCGGGACCAACGGAGGCGCUGCCGGGGCGUUGUGUGUCCCGCCGCCGCAAUCGGCGCUGGGCCUAAGCGGCGCCGCGGCCGCCGGCGGCGGCGGCGCCGCCGCCGCUGGCGGUGCUGGCCUAGGCGCGGAGGCCCUCGGCGCCCUUCGUCGCAACAUGCGGUGGGCUGACCCCGCAGACAAGGCGGCUUACCUGGCUGCUCGGGCGGCGCAACGGGCGGCGGAGCGGGAGGAACGGGAGCGGCUACGGGCUGAGGCACGGGCGGAGAGGGAGCGCGAGCGGCUGCGUUGGCGGGCUCGCGGUCUCGACGACCUGGAUGUGGUGGACGAUGAUUUAGAGGAGGCGGCUCGUCUGGAAGUGCUUAUUGAGGAGCUCACAGAAAAAGCUGCCCUGCAACAGCAGCAACAGCACCUUCAACAACAACAACAACAACAACUACAGCAACAGCAACAGCAACAGCAAGUACAGCCACCAGGCGCGCUGACGGCGACGUUUGGCGUUCCGUUAGGUUUCGUCGGUGCCGUUCCGCCGGUGGCGGCCUUUCCAACGCCAACGCCAACGCCGCCGCCUCUGAUGGCCACAGCUUCAGCGGCGGCGGCGGCAGCGGCGUCCGCGGCAGUAACCCCCGUGGGCGCCGCCGCCAUUAUCCCUAGCGGCGGCGGGAUGUCGCCCGGAGGGCCGUCCGGCCCCUCCGGUGUCAGCAGCGGUUGGGGUCUGGGAGCUGGCGGCGGGGGACGACACCGCCUCAAGACGGCUGUGGAGAUGUUGGCGGAGGCGAAGGAGAGGCGUCAGCGGCUGGCAUUGGCCAUCCGGGGCCCUCCCACCUGCAGAAUCCUUGUAACGGGUCCUGAGGCGGUUGCUUCGUUGAUGGACGCCCUGGCCGUGUCGGAGUUUGUGUCGCUGUUUGGGCGCCUGUGUGGAGUGCCCCCCACUGUGCUGGGGCUGCCGCCGCCGCCACCGGGCGCUAGCGCCGGCACCGCCACGCAGGCGGCCGCCGCCGCCGCGGCUGUGCUGGCGGGCAUGGCCAGCGGCGGCGCGACGGCGCCGUCACCGCUGCGGUGUCUGCAGCAUGCCGCCUGUUGGCCUCUGGACAGCGGAGGUGUGCUUGAGGAGCUAUACACGACGUUGUUGAAGUUCCUCAUCUCUCAGUGGAUCCGCACGGGUGGCCCUGCAUUGGCCGGGCGGCUGAAGCGGUGGCUCCGGCUGCUGUCGGCUCCGGGCUGCUGGCCUGAGCUGCUGAGGAGGUACCUGCUGCUGUCCAGGUCCCACGUGACUCUCAGUCCUGAAGAGUUGGCGGACAAGCGGGUGGCACUGCUGCCGGACGAUACCAUGGCCGUAAAGGUGACCUCCUUAUUCCCGCCCUCCCCCCCUUUUAACCCUGGGCAGCAGCUUCACUCGUUCGUGGCCGCUCUCGUACUGCGUGACGCGCCUUUCUACGCCCAGCCCGCACACUUCCACCUAAGGCUCCUGGCCACGCUGUGUAACGACGCGGCGGGAUGCGACGGGACCCGCUCCGAAAUCAGCAACCGACAGGACGCUCUGGAGAAGCUUCAAGUUCAGAAGUACCAUGCCGAUGCUGAGGAUGAAGACGGUGGCGGCGGCGGCUACGGCGACGCGGGGGGAUUGGAGGCCCCAGCUGCGGCGGCGACGCCGCCGCUAUCGGCCGUGGCGUCGGUGCAACCGCCGCCGCCGCCGCCUGCGGUGGUACCCCCCGGGCCGCCUGGGAUUGUUGGCGGGGACGAUGAGGACGACGGCGGCGACUCAGCCGGUGACGAAGGCGAUGACUCUGCGCCAGAGGAUGGCGGGCAGGGGCGGCGCAAGCGCUCCCGGGGCGCUACGGAGGCGGAGCUCCGGGCUCGAGAGGAGGAGUGGUUCGCCCGGGAUAAUACCCACGAGGCGGAGCUCCGAAAGGUGGCGGUGCGGUUGGAGGCGAUUGGGAGCGACAGGUACCACCGGCGCUACUGGCUGAUCGGGGGAGCCGGGCCGCUGCUGUUCGUGGAGGACACCUCGCAGCCAGAACACGGCCUCGGAAUGCCGCCAGCGCAGCACGCGCAGCACGCCGCGCACAUCGCCGCGCACUACACCGCGGCGGCCGCGGCGACGGCAGCACCACACCCUCCCACCGCUGCUGUGGACGCCGCCGCCAGCGCCGCGGGAAGUAACACCCUAGGACAAGAUUCCGCGGUCGCCACCUUGACGGCAGACGGGGCCGCGGCACAGGCGCCUGUGCCCGCAGCGGCGGCGCCGGCAGGCGGUGUGGAAGAUGGAGGGACAGGGCCGGCGGCGGCUGGGGCCCCGCCGCCGGCCAUGCCUGGUCAGCAGCCCACUGUGGGCCUUGUGUCGAGUCGUGCUGAGCUGGAUGCAUUCCUUGAAGGCCUCAAUCGGCGGGGUCCCAGGGAACGGGAGCUGUUUACCGUAUUGCGGCGAAAAUACGCCCAGCUGGUGGCGGCACUUCAGCCGCCGCCGCCGCCACCGCCGCCGCCGCCACCCGAGCCGCCCACGCCUCCGACGCCGCCAACACCGCCGACGCCGUCGACGGAGACGGAAGACCUGGGACCGGCGGCGGCGCCGCAGGCCGGCAGGGCGUCCGCGGCAGCUGCCGUUGCUGCCGCCGCUGCGACGGCGGCGGCGGCAGCGGCGGCUGCCAUGGCCCGCGCGCGGGCACAGGCUCGGGCCGCCGCUACCGCUGACGACGACGACUCUGAAGCUACGGAGUCUAUGGACAUGGGCGGUGGUACGACACGCGGCGGCGUCGGCGCCACCGCCGCAGACGAUAUGGAGGUGGACUCGAAGCCGCCGCCGCCGCCAUCGAAGGCGACAGGGCCGGAUACAGCUGUCGAGUUCAAGGCCGCGCCGGCGCAAACGGCGCCAGAAGUCAUAAAGCCAGAAUCGACACAGUCGCCGACGCCGCCGACGCCGACACCGACGGAAGCAAAGGCGGAGGCAGUUGAUGCAUGCAUCGAGGGCGGCGGUGCGGCAGUGAAAGUCGAGCCAGGGGCCCCCCCCGUCGCCCCCGCCGUUGCUACUGCCACGCCUACCGCUGCUGCCACUGCCAACGGCGUGCCACACCCGGGACCACAAGAACAGCCACACGCCGCAAUCGCCACAGAAAACUCCACGCCCGGUACUGUAGUCGUAAAGAAGGAGGAAGAGGCGGCAAUGGAAAUGGAUUAUCAUCAUCAGCAGCAGCAGCAGCCUCGGGUGAACGGUCCGGUAGAAGCCCACCUGGUGCAGGAGGGCGGCGGAGGCAGCCGGUCGGGGACCAAUGGACCGACAGUAAGCAAGGAAGAAGAGGAGGGGAAGGAGGGGAAGGAAGAAGAGAAGCGUGGGGAGGGGCAGCAGCAGCAGCAGCAGCAGCAGGAGGAGGAGGAGGCGGCACAGAGGGAGGAAGAGGAGCAGGAGCAGUUGCCUCCGGUGACGACUGCUAUCUUGGAGUUGUUGGGUGGGGCCCAUGUGCCGCGAGAUAGUUUCUGGCUGCGACGAGGCCGGCGAAUAUUUCACCUUCCGGAGCCUGAUCAGGAAAUGCGGCCGAUGGAGGUUUUACAGGCGGAGCGGGUACGUUUUGUGCUGUCACGCGCGGUUUCGGAGCUGCUCGGCAUGCUGUCGGGCCUUGCGUCGGCGGGCUUUCACCUGACGGCGCCGCCGGCUGGGCCUCCCGCCGCCGCUGCUGCUCCCUCUGCGACCACCCCUACCGGUGGCGACGGCGGUGCUGCGGCUGCAGCUGUAGCUGUACCUGCGGCUGAGGCACCGGCGGCGAGUGCCGUGAGUUCAAGCCCCGACGCCACCUGUGCGCCCGACGGCGGCCCCGGCGGCGGCGGCGCCGCCGCCGCUGACGGCUUUGAGGCGUGGCGUGUUCGGUUGGCCGCGAUGGAGUUUAACGGCGACGGGUGGGCGCUUGGUCAGUUGCUGACGCAGCUAGAGGCUGCCCUGAACGUUCUGGGUGAAGGACUUCCCGUCGGCGCCGACGACGCCAACCUUGCACCCGUGGUUUCGGAGGUGGAGCUGUACGAUCCGGAGUUUAUGUUGUCCCCGCUGGACCCGUCGUACACGGAGCAGCUUGAGCGGCUGCAGCGGAAACAGCAACAGGCCGCGGAAGCGGCGGCGGCGGCGGCACCUCCGCCACCGGCGGCGGCGGCGGCAGCGGAGCAGGUGCAAGGCUCCGGCGACAGGCCGACAGCGGAGGCGGCCACGACGGUGGGCCAUUCCGCGGAGGGGACGGUGGCGGCGGCGGCGGCAGGGAGGGCGGCGGCAGCGGACGGGGGGGAGGCUGGUGAGGGUACGGAAGGCCAGCAGGGCGGCGGGGUUGCAGCGCUGCAGGGUCUUCCGGCGCCGCCACCGCAACAGACCGCAGCGGAGGUGGUGGCGGCGGCGUCCUUAACCAGCCGGGGCCGGGUGCGCAUCCCCCGCGCUCAUGUAGUAGUAGCGCCUGGCUCCUGUACGGCAUCUUUGGCACCACCGGUGGUGACGGAAGCGCCCGCCGCCGCAGUCAGCCUGGGGCCAGCCGCCGAUAGGGCCGCAGCAGCGGCAGAUGCGAUGGAUGUUGCGGAGGCGGCGGCGGAGGCGGCGGAGGCGGCGCCGGCGGCACUGAACCACCACACCAACGCUGCUGCCGCUCAGUCGGUGGCGGUGGACGAGCCGCCGUGCCAUUCCGUACAGCCUCACCGCCCGACGGCGGCCGUAACGGCGCCGCCGUCUCGCCGUCUCCUCCUUCAGGUAGCCGCGCUUGACGAGCUUGAAGACAGCGACAACGAGGAAGAGCGGCUGCGCAAUAGUACGGAUGCCGUACUAUCGGCCGGUCCCGACGGCGAGGCGGUGCUUAACCUUCGCAUCUUUUCCGCGUCCAAGGGCGCGUCCUUGUGGCGCUCUGCGCGGGAGCGCGCCGUGUGGCUGCGCGAUUUGCGGAGAGCGCUGGCGGCGGCGGGGCCGGCGGGCCCGACGGAGGCGGCGGUGUCGUACGCGGCCCAAGUGCUGGUGGAUCGCUGCACGCCGCUGAUCAAGCCAGAACGGCUCAAGUCUCUGCUGUCGGCCCGCCUGCUGACAAGCCACUCCUCAGCGGGCAUCGUCUACCUGUCCGCCGCUAGCCGAGCCCGGUGCGGAGGUGCCUGA
Molecule: messenger RNA, 7359 nt
Organism: Volvox carteri f. nagariensis
Lineage: Eukaryota; Viridiplantae; Chlorophyta; Chlorophyceae; Chlamydomonadales; Volvocaceae
Exons: 24
Coding region: 1-7359 (2452 amino acids)
Source: RefSeq, a predicted model, not a curated record